This is a messenger RNA of Anguilla rostrata (American eel), 5578 nucleotides long. RefSeq names its product leucine-rich repeats and calponin homology (CH) domain containing 4 (gene lrch4). The transcript has 19 exons. The coding region runs from base 258 to 2345 and encodes 695 amino acids. The record is from RefSeq and is a predicted model, not a curated record. NCBI's taxonomy places the organism in Eukaryota, Metazoa, Chordata, Actinopteri, Anguilliformes, Anguillidae. Gene Ontology annotation, molecular function: protein binding.
CAUCCUAGCCACUCCCUCUCGCUUGCUCUCCGUUCUCCUCUUUUUGAAGAUUGACAGUUAGCCACUACCCGUUUACUCCAGGUCUGUAGAAAUUCUCUCAAAAAGAAAACUUUGGGUGCCAGUUCUUAGCCUCACUUUGUUACUCUUGAAGUUGAACACCGCGUGUCCGUUUUUUGGACGCUAAAGGGGAAGAAUAUAGAGAAGAGAAAACUUACAAUUGGCAUAACAAUAAAGUAUACAAAGAGGCAUAUUUAUAUAUGGCUGCUGGGGAUGGUUCCCAGCUGCCGGCGACUAUAGCGGCUAGCCGGAGCGUGGAGAAGGCGUUGGAAGAAGCAGCUUCUAGCGGGGCUCUUAACUUGUCAAGCCGUAAACUGAAGGAGUUUCCUCGGACCGCCAAGAACUAUGACCUGUCCGAUAUCACACACGCAGACCUGUCGAAGAACCGUCUGUGUGAGCUGCCUGAGGAACUGUGUCAGUUUAUCUCCCUGGAAACGCUCAGCCUGUACCACAACUGCGUCCGCUCAGUCUCCCCCAGCAUCUGCCAACUGCAGGCCCUCACCUACCUCAACGUCAGUCGUAACCAGCUGUCCAGCCUGCCCGUGUCCGUGUGCCAGCUCCCACUGCUGCGGGUCCUCAUCGUCAGCAACAACAAGCUGCCCGUCCUGCCGGCCUCCAUACACACGCUCACGCACCUCCGCCAGCUGGAUGUGAGCUGUAAUGAGCUGCAGUCUCUGCCGGUGGAGAUCGGGCAGCUGGAGUCUCUGCGGGACCUCAACCUGAGGAGGAACCAGCUCACCACGCUGCCUGAGGAGCUCUCGGAGUUGCCUCUGGUCCGCCUGGAUGUGUCGUGUAACCGCAUCUCCAGAGUGCCCGUCUGUUACCGCCACCUCCGUCACCUGCAGACCAUCAACCUCGACAACAACCCCCUGCAGUCCCCCCCUGCACAGAUCUGUUCUAAAGGGAAGUUCCACAUUUUUAAGUUCCUGAACAUCGAGGCCUGCAAGAACACACAGGAGGAGCUGGAGAGGGCCCUGAGGCCUACAGGAUUCAACAGCUGCCUAUCGGAUCAGGAGCUGUUCUCGGGCCGGCAGUAUGGAGGAUUGGACUCCGGGUUCAACAGCGUGGACAGCGGGAGCAAGAGGUGGUCUGGGAACGAGUCUGCAGAUGACUUCUCUGAGCUCUCCAUGCGGAUGGCGGAGCUGUCCCGGGACAGAAGGAACCUGCGGGAGGAGGGGGAGAAGGACCCGCUCCCGGACAGAGUAGUGAACGGAGAGGUGGAGCAGGUGGAUUUCAUCGACAGCAGCGUCACGGAAGAGGAGGAGGAGGAGCCGCCCUGCCUCCCGGUCACAGCGCCUCCGCAGGAUAAGAAAGAAAGUGCCGUCCCAUCACACAGCCCUGAGUCGUCUCUUAACGUCCGAUUUUCCGUGGGGGGCGAGGCGGGCGACUCGAGGACGAGCCCCCUCCCGUCCAGCCCCACCCUGGAGGAGCGGAGGCGUCCCGGGACCCUGCUGAUCUGGCAGGAGAGAGAGAGGGCCCAGCAGCAGCAGAGGGAGAAGGGCAGGGAUGGAGCUUUGGCGAAAGCAUCGAAAACAAGUUCCGCUGCGGCAGUGGCGUCGCAGGCAGGAAGUAGCACAGGUGGUGGAUCCUCAGACAGCACCUCCAAUGGCUUGCGGCAGAGAUCCACGAGUGAUGCCCAUACGUCCCACCCCUCCGCCCCCCAACGCUCCAACAGCAGAACAGACACGCCCCUUUCGCCAAAAGCUUCUUCCCCCCCUGGACAAGCCCAGAAGCCCAGCAGCUUCCUGUUCCGAGCCUCCUCGCGCUGCAACGUCAAGACCUCCGGCUCUGUGCACUGUCUGUCGGAGAUGGGACGCAGCGAGUCCCGCCCCUCACUACGCUCCCCCCGAGAGGAGAGGCAGGACGUAUCGCAGCUGAGAAAGACUCUGGAGUCCCGGCUCAAGUUGACUUUGCCGGAUGACCUGGGAGAGGCGCUGUCCAAUGGCACGAUCCUCUGCCAGCUGGCCAAUCACGUGCGGCCUCGGUCCGUGUCAAUCAUCCACGUCCCCUCCCCGGCCGUGCCAAAGCUGAGUGGCGCCAAGUGCCGUCUGAACGUGGAGAACUUCAUCACCGCGUGCCGCAAGCUGGGAGUGCCGGAGGCGGACCUGUGUCUGUCCUCCGAUGUGCUGAGCUGUAAGCUGCCCGCUGUGAUUGGCACCGUGGAGGCAUUGCUGCGACGGGAGACUCCGCCCCCUCCUCCCUGCUCGCCGCUCUCUCCCGGUUUCCUGCUCUUCUACUUCCUGGCCAUGGCUCUGCUCUACCUGCUGUACUCCCAGCUCACUGCCUAGCGUACCGCGCACACUGACUCACGCGCGUAUGCACACUGAUAUAUACGCACGCGCACAUGCUGAUAUACACACACACACACACACACACACACUGAUAUAUACGCACGCGCACAUGCUGAUAUAUACGCACACACACACACUGAUAUAUACGCACGCGCACAUGCUGAUAUACACACACGCACUCAUAUACACACACAUGCACACUGAUUUACACACUGAUAUACACACACACACGCUGAUAUAUACACAUGCCCCACGUCCCCACAUACACACACACACACACGCACUCACACACAUACACGCUGAUAUAUACACACAAGCACACUGAUAUACAUGUCCCCACAUGCACGCACACACACACACACACACGCACUCACACACACAUGCUGAUAUAUACACGUGCCCCCACGUCCCCACAUAUACCCAAGCGCACACACACUCACACACACACACACAUUCACGCACACACGUACAUACACACACACACACACACACACACACACAGCCACAUGCGCACACACACGCACACACACAUACUUACACACACACACACACACGUACAUACACUCCCAGCACUUGUCUGUGGUCUGUCAGUCUCACACACUCCCCUGUAUGGAUCCACACACACACGUGCUAGCUCACGCCGCGCUGUUACUAUGAUCUGCAGAGCUACCCUCAGCGUAUAAGCUCUGGACAGGAGAGGUACGACCGCUAGGACGCUGUGUGCGCCGCGCGCGUAGGCUGUGCGUGUGCUCACCGGUUUCCUGAUGCGCAGCAGCGGACGACGCUGACUGGACCCUGAACCACAGGCGCGUAUAUCAGCUCACUCCGGCUUCUCGCUUCGUGUCACCAUAACGACGAAUGAAUAUCCGUACUGUUGUGCCACCGGUUACUCAUUACACGUAGCGCACUGCAGCAGAGUUUCAACUGCAGAAUGGCUGACGCCCGUCACACUACAUCUUCUGAAUGGCCUUAUAUAACCUUCAGUUAGGGCAACGCUAUCAAGUAGAAUAUGAUGCACUAUAAUCUAAAAUUUCAAGCUCUGAAUUUUCUCUUUAAAAAAAAAAAAAAAAAAGGGCGCUUCAAAAACUACAUGUAGUUUUUCCCCUUACAUAACCACCAGGGGGCAGUGUUGAGGCAGGGAAGUUGGCCAGGUUAACUGAAAUAUGGGGCCUCCUUAUUGGCUUCCACAGAAUGGCACCAGGUGAUCUGAGUAUGCCGGCCAUGUACGUCAGACAAUUCGAUACCACAAUCAGGAUUAUGUACUGUAAGGUUUAUUUUCAUGUUCCGAGGGGCAUUUUGCAGUAACUGGUGUUCUUAAAAGGGGUCGAAACCACAGACAGUUACGUGAUUGUGGCAGACAAAAGUGCCUGGCGUGCCUGUGCGGUCCCUGUUUGAAAACGAUGUUUGACUGUUACAACCGAGGCAUUUUAAAUGUUUCAUCUCUUCAAUGUUGACUGUGACCAGCAGGGGGCAGCGUUUGGGCAGCUGUCUUAAUGCUUCCUGUUGCAAUCAGACGGUACAGAAAUGUUUCUACGCUUUUAUUGACUUGAUUUGAUGUUCCUUUUUCUUUUCCUUUUUUUUUUUCCUGUUUGUUAUCCAGACCAGCUGAAAAAUCCCUUCAUAUUUGUUUCAAUGUAAACGCCUAAUUAAGUUAUUUCCUUUUUUAUUUAUUUGCUACGAGUGGGGAGGGGGGAAAGGUAGAAACUUGAGCUGUGAUAGUUAAAAAAAAAAAAGAUAUAUGUGUGUGUGUGUAUAUAUAUAUAUAUAUAAUAUAAAAAAUAUUAUUAUGAUGGGAAAAUCUGAGCCCUAUGAACCAACAGCCCUGGCCAGACUAGGCAGUUGAGGUAACUGCUCUAUUCACGAUGUCCUGAGAUUAGCCAGAGGACACGCUGUUCUGUAGCAGCCAGGGGUCUUGGUUUGUUUUGAAUAAAUUUCAGUCAUUUAGUGUUGUAUGGAAUCAGUAGCACAACCAGGGUGAAGUAGCCCUGUGCGUGGACUCACUUUUCCCAUCUCUAGUAAAUUUGACAAGGCGUCCCAGUGUGUGAAAUUCAUGAUAUCUGAAGUGGGUAGUUUUGUUGAGGCUAAACAUCUUUUUGAGCCCACGAUCUUAAUGCGAAGAUGCAAGACCCAGAAUAAUUAAUAAAAAUACGCUCCUAUGAUUGAUUGAUGUUUACUCUCGUUAAAAAAAAAUGAUAACGAAAUGACACAUUUUUCUAAAAAUGUUUUGUCAAACAGACAUUUGUCAAGCAAAAUUCUGAUAUAGUCGCUGUUUUCAGCAGUUUGAUGAUAAAUGCACUAUACAGAACCAACAACUUCUGUGUGCUCUAUGUAUGUAUUGUAUGUAUGGCGCAAACUCACUCGUGCACACACACGCGUACACACACGCGCACACACACACACACAGGUCUAUCAUAAAGGAGUUUUGUGUCUUACCCCUUUGAGAGAUCAUUUCAGUGUGAAGGUUGGGCCCGUUGAUAGAAAUGGGUGCGAGUGCACAAGUGUCUUUUCAAAAGAAGCAGUUGAAUGUAUAUAAGACUGUGUGGCCUUAUCGAACAGAAUUGUAUCAAAGUUUGUCUUCAGAUUUACCUCUAAAUUAAGCUGUGUGAUAGAAGCAGUUCUUUGACUGAAAUACAAGGUCAUUUUUCCGGUACAUCUUGUAUUCAAGAGUUCCAUUUUAAAGAGGGCUGGUUUAUACAAAAAAAUGUUUUGCCCUUUUUUAGAGAUUUUGUCUCCAUGGUCAGGAACUUCUUAAGGGCUUUUGGAGUACCUUGUUUUCCUUAAUUGAAUAUUUUCGCCAUCUUCACCAACAUGAACAAAUCUCACCAUUUUAUGGGAAAGAAAAUGUCUGCUGUUUUUUUUUUUUUGUAGAGAAUCAUCUCCUUGCCAUCUGACACUUAUGGGAAAUAAUAUCACAAGGGAUCAUUUAAAUGUUUGUUUCCUUUCCUGUUCUGUUACGUACUUUUAGCACGUUGACUGUAAAUUAAGUUGUUUUUUUUAUUUUUAUUCAAUCAGCAGUUAAAGACCAACGCGUCUUUAACGCGUUUCAUAAGCAAGUGGGACUGGCAAUCGCAUCAACUAACGCAGAGAAACAUUCAAGUCCGAUUUCAAUAGAUUAAACAAACAAAAAAAAACGGAUGUAUUUUGUAAUAUUUAUACCUAUAUAUUUAAAAAAAUGAGUAUAUAGUUUCUUCUACUGUAAAGAAAUGAUUAAAAAAGAAACUCUGAUCAUG